AUUACUGUAGCUGUGAGUAAAUGUGAAAAUAUGCCGGCGCUAUCUGCUCAAAUUUACUGUUAUCGUGUAGUGCAUACUGCAAAUUUCGAUUAACACAAUUACAGUAUCGUCGGCACAUGCCGUAUCGUUUAAUGAACUUGUGGCAAGCGCUUCUCCGUAAAGCACUUGAAAAAGACAACAUAUUUGCAGCUUGACAUGCAUCCUCCAAAAUUUUGUUGCAACAUUCGCGGAAACGAAGCGUAAAAUGCUGGACGUUCGUAUUUGGCAUUUCCUAACAAUGUAUUCUGAAAAAUCCGUUUUGUGUAUAGUACUCGUUCUUCAUCUGUGUGCGAUACAACUUCUGUCAGGUGAACCAGCGAACUGCGUUCUCGUUGACCAAACCGAUGCCAACAUUGCUAAAAUAAUUCUCGUUUGCCGUGGUCCUACUCGUGAUCUACAGCUCUUUGCUAAUGAAGCAAAAUUUAAUGAUUCGUUGUGCGUUAUAAGAGAGUCAGUAUUACGAGGUUACUGGGAUUUGCAUGAAAAAAUCUACGAAUGUGCAACAUAUUAUCCGGGCCAGUAUGCAUGCAAAUGUGGACGAGAUACAUCUAACACCAUCAAUAAGGCGUAUGUGUUGGGGCCAACAGGAAGCGCAACGUCCGUAACGAAUUCCAACAUGGGGGUGGGAUUCACGGACGCUCUUGGCGAGACCACUUUCCCGAAGAACGUAACUAGUGAACCGUUGCCGAGCAGUUAUAUUUCGUACGCUUCCGACAAUUUUCUUUAUAUUGUUGGCGGGGUGUUUGGAGCUAUGAUGCUGCUGGUUCCCACGAUGUGGUUUGUGAUGAGACGCCGGAUGCGCAAGCACCACUAUACUGGAGUAACGGUGCAUGAUGGAAAUGUCAAAGUACAAGCCAAUGGAAAUAAAAGCUGAAGCCUGAAAAAUAUUUUCUGCCUGCGCAGGAUCUCGGAUCACCCAUUGAUAUCCAAGGUGUCGCCGGUAGGCUGCAAUUCCAGUUGGCUAGCACGAUUUGUGUUUUGUUUUAACAAAAUUUACCGGUGCAGAGGCCAGACAAUUUCGUUUCGUGAUUUCCGGUGCGAAAUAAGUUGUUUUAUAUAAUUAUAGUAACAAAAAAUGCUCGUGAAUUGUGUUAGUUUCGAUGUAAAUGAUAAUUAUGAAUUUGAAUAAUAUAAUGAAUGGUACGAGUACAAAUUUGAAGUACAGAGUACAAUAGUCCAGUGCCGGGAGAGGUUGCAUAGUCGACCGAUGCGAUCCGACUCUGUACAUUUCUCAAAACCAUUGUAUCAAUUAAUGCAUCAUUGUGCACAGGAGUAGCGUUUUUACUUGUGGUUAACAUCGAUCGCAGCACUGCUUCCAGGCUCUGCACUGAUCAAGUUCUGAUUAUAACAUGCCCGAUCGACGUCACUUUCGAUUUAAAGCCUUGUCUCGGGACAUAUUUGCGCUGCCGGUCUUGUGGUUUUUCACAACCUGCACUUUUAAUUUAGGAAUUAAACCACUU
Paramacrobiotus metropolitanus is the source of this 1499-nucleotide messenger RNA. RefSeq lists its product as uncharacterized. The coding region runs from base 245 to 913 and encodes 222 amino acids. The transcript is spliced from 2 exons. Lineage: Eukaryota; Metazoa; Tardigrada; Eutardigrada; Parachela; Macrobiotidae. The record is from RefSeq and is a predicted model, not a curated record.